This is a messenger RNA of Poeciliopsis prolifica (blackstripe livebearer), 1089 nucleotides long. It is a transcript of the gene lyve1a, whose product is annotated as lymphatic vessel endothelial hyaluronic receptor 1a. The transcript has 6 exons. Gene Ontology annotation, cellular component: plasma membrane. The record is from RefSeq and is a predicted model, not a curated record. Lineage: Eukaryota; Metazoa; Chordata; Actinopteri; Cyprinodontiformes; Poeciliidae. The coding region runs from base 13 to 915 and encodes 300 amino acids. Gene Ontology annotation, molecular function: hyaluronic acid binding; transmembrane signaling receptor activity. Gene Ontology annotation, biological process: cell adhesion.
GUGAGUUGGCUGAUGAACACAAACUCUGUGAGACUGCCUUCUCCCCAGCACGUUUCAUCUUUUCUCUCACCAGCCAUGAAUAUUAUCUGGGUCUGCAUCUCUUCACUUCUGGCUUUUUCUUCUGUUUUCUCUGAUCAAAACACAAGUAACAUAAGAGUUUUCCCUGCAGCUAAUCAGAGUAUAGCUGGUGUAGUCCAGGUGAGGUACCAAAACAACCAAAACCAGCUUCAGUACGCCUUCAAUGCCUCUGAAGCCCGGAAGAUCUGUCAGUCCCUCGGACUCAGCAUCGCUUCAAAGGCUCAGGUGAAGGAAGCUCUCAGCAGAGGUCUGGAAACAUGCAGGUUUGGGUGGACUGAUGAGCAAAUUGCAGUCAUUCCUCGAAUCCAUGCAUUGGCUAAUUGCGGCCAAAAUCAAACUGGACUGGUGCUGUGGCGCGCCUCCGUAACAAACCGGUUUGAUGUAUUCUGCUUUAACAAAUCAGAUGCAUUAAUACAAUUGAAGGACACAGUGACUGAUAACCCUCUGAGCAGCUCUGAGCAUGCAAACUCAGUAGACUCCAACCUCACAACCCAGUCUACGUCCUCAUCCUCCACCUAUCCUCCGUCCUUUACAUCAACUGAUGAAACCAUGAGCAAUGAGGCGGAGCCAGCCCGAUUUGUUGGCAGUCCUCAAACCUUUGCUGGAUCAAAAGCUGUGCUCAUCUCCUGCAUCUGUGGCCUGCUCUUUACCAUAAUAUCUUUUGUUGCAUACUUAAAACUAGGAAGGCACUGUCAUUCACGCUCUGACGAGAAGCAGCAGCAGCAGCAGCAAGAUCACACCCUGACAGAAGAGUGGAUAUCUGUGAAGACUAUUGCAGAAACCACUAAAGACAUUCAGGAGGAUCAGAGGAUAGAAGUGGACGAUGGGGAAGAAUAAACUUUUUUUUAACUAUGUUUGGAGGGGAAUGCAUAUGUACAUAUUUAAUAUUUUGUUUAAUCUGUCAGUCAGUGAUGUACAGUAGUUUAGCCACUAGAGGGACAUGUUUACAAACAUUUUGAUUAGGAACUUUUUAUUGUUAUGAUCACGCUUGAAUAAAGUACUGAAAUCUCA